Messenger RNA from Procambarus clarkii (red swamp crayfish), 2454 nucleotides. Lineage: Eukaryota; Metazoa; Arthropoda; Malacostraca; Decapoda; Cambaridae. The record is from RefSeq and is a predicted model, not a curated record.
AUGGCGCGGCGCUCUUCAACCAUUUCAAUUAACCUCCUUGACCGCCAACUGCUCUUUAUUUCUAUUGACAAAAAUGAGAGGUUUGGAGAGCAGGCAUCUUGUAACGUGUCAGAUGAGAACGCCAGUAACGUGUCAGAUGAGAACGCCAGUAACGUGUCGCCAGAUGAGAACGCCAGUAACGUGUCAGAUGAGAACGCCAGUAACGUGUCAGAUGAGAACGCCAGUAACGUGUCAGAUGAGAACGCCAGUAACGUGUCAGAUGAGAACGCCAGUAACGUGUCAGAUGAGAACGCCAGUAACGUGUCAGAUGAGAACGCCAGUAACGUGUCAGAUGAGAACGCCAGUAACGUGUCAGAUGAGAACGCCAGUAACGUGUCAGAUGAGAACGCCAGUAACGUGUUAGAUGAGAACGCCAGUAACGUGUCAGAUGAGAACGCCAGUAACGUGUCAGAUGAGAACGCCAGUAACGUGUCAGAUGAGAACGCCAGUAACGUGUUAGAUGAGAACGCCAGUAACGUGUCAGAUGAGAACGCCAGUAACGUGUUAGAUGAGAACGCCAGUAACGUGUCAGAUGAGAACGCCAGUAACGUGUUAGAUGAGAACGCCAGUAACGUGUCAGAUGAGAACGCCAGUAACGUGUCAGAUGAGAACGCCAGUAACGUGUCAGAUGAGAACGCCAGUAACGUGUCAGAUGAGAACGCCAGUAACGUGUCAGAGAACGCCAGUAACGUGUCAGAGAACGCCAGUAACGUGUCAGAUGAGAACGCCAGUAACGUGUCAGAUGAGAACGCCAGUAACGUGUCAGAUGAGAACGCCAGUAACGUGUCAGAUGAGAACGCCAGUAACGUGUCAGAUGAGAACGCCAGUAACGUGUCAGAUGAGAACGCCAGUAACGUGUCAGAUGAGAACGCCAGUAACGUGUCAGAUGAGAACGCCAGUAACGUGUCAGAUGAGAACGCCAGUAACGUGUCAGAUGAGAACGCCAGUAACGUGUCAGAUGAGAACGCCAGUAACGUGUCAGAUGAGAACGCCAGUAACGUGUCAGAUGAGAACGCCAGUAACGUGUCAGAUGAGAACGCCAGUAACGUGUCAGAUGAGAACGCCAGUAACGCCAGUAACGUGUCAGAUGAGAACGCCAGUAACGUGUCAGAUGAGAACGCCAGUAACGUGUCAGAUGAGAACGCCAGUAACGUGUCAGAUGAGAACGCCAGUAACGUGUCAGAUGAGAACGCCAGUAACGUGUCAGAUGAGAACGCCAGUAACGUGUCAGAUGAGAACGCCAGUAACGUGUCAGAUGAGAACGCCAGUAACGUGUCAGAUGAGAACGCCAGUAACGUGUCAGAUGAGAACGCCAGUAACGUGUCAGAUGAGAACGCCAGUAACGUGUCAGAUGAGAACGCCAGUAACGUGUCAGAUGAGAACGCCAGUAACGUGUCAGAUGAGAACGCCAGUAACGUGUCAGAUGAGAACGCCAGUAACGUGUCAGAUGAGAACGCCAGUAACGUGUCAGAUGAGAACGCCAGUAACGUGUCAGAUGAGAACGCCAGUAACGUGUCAGAUGAGAACGCCAGUAACGUGUCAGAUGAGAACGCCAGUAACGUGUCAGAUGAGAACGCCAGUAACGUGUCAGAUGAGAACGCCAGUAACGUGUCAGAUGAGAACGCCAGUAACGUGUCAGAUGAGAACGCCAGUAACGUGUCAGAUGAGAACGCCAGUAACGUGUCAGAUGAGAACGCCAGUAACGUGUCAGAUGAGAACGCCAGUAACGUGUCAGAUGAGAACGCCAGUAACGUGUCAGAUGAGAACGCCAGUAACGUGUUAGAUGAGAACGCCAGUAACGUGUCAGAUGAGAACGCCAGUAACGUGUCAGAUGAGAACGCCAGUAACGUGUCAGAUGAGAACGCCAGUAACGUGUCAGAUGAGAACGCCAGUAACGUGUCAGAUGAGAACGCCAGUAACGUGUCAGAUGAGAACGCCAGUAACGUGUCAGAUGAGAACGCCAGUAACGUGUCAGAUGAGAACGCCAGUAACGUGUCAGAUGAGAACGCCAGUAACGUGUCAGGUGAGAACGCCAGUAACGUGUCAGGUGAGAACGCCAGUAACGUGUUAGAUGAGAACGCCAGUAACGUGUCAGAUGAGAACGCCAGUAACGUGUCAGAUGAGAACGCCAGUAACGUGUCAGAUGAGAACGCCAGUAACGUGUCAGAUGAGAACGCCAGUAACGUGUUAGAUGAGAACGCCAGUAACGUGUCAGAUGAGAACGCCAGUAACGUGUUAGAUGAGAACGCCAGUAACGUGUCAGAUGAGAACGCCAGUAACGUGUCAGAUGAGAACGCCAGUAACGUGUCAGAUGAGAACGCCAGUAACGUGUUAGAUGAGAACGCCAGUAACGUGUCAGAUGAGAACGCCAGUAACGUGUCAGAUGAGAACGAGGGAACACUUUCGGAAACCUAA